AUGUUUUCCAAUGUCUCUAAAAUAAAUGGUGUGAAAAGAUUAAGAGUGAAAUCUUUGAAAAAAAAUACAAAUGAUAACUUAUAUGGAAUAAAAAAAAACAAGAAAUUAAGUUCAAAAACAGCAAAAUAUAUAAAUUAUUAUUUUUUCAAGAAAAAACUAGCUGAAGAUAAAAUAACAUUUAAUAUAGAGAAAAAAAAAAAACUUGAAUAUACGCCAUCCCUUUUUCAAGUUAUAUAUAAUAUCAAAGAUAACAAAUUUUUAAAUAUAAAAAAGUGUAACAUUUUAGAACUAAAUUCGGGGAAUAAAAAUGAAGAGGAUAAAUUAAAUGCAAUAAAAAAUAAUGUAGAAAAUAAUAAAAUAAAUACAGAAUAUUUUAGUAAUAUUAGUAAUGAAGAGGUACGAGAUUGUUUAGAUAAUAAAAUAAAUUUAAAUAAUAUUAAUAAAAAUGGCAAAAUAAUAGUUAAAGAAAAUUAUGCAUAUAAUAAAAUUUUACAAAAAACUGAUAUGACAUCAAUACAACCAUGUAUAAAUAUAAGAACAGAUAAAAUGUUAAAGGAUUUGAAAAAUAUGGAUAUUGUAAAUAAUAUUAUGGACAUAAAAAAGAAUAGAGAUGUGUGCAACAUAUAUUUGAUUACAAGUUUAAUUAAUAUAUAUCAUGAAAAUAAUUAUAAUUAUUUAAUUUUAAAAAUAAUAAAAGACAUGAAAUAUAUCGUAAAUACCAUGAAUAUUAAAAUUUUAAGUCUAUUAUUAUUUAAUUUGUAUAAAUAUUAUUUAACGUGUUAUAUUAAAAAAAUUUAUGAGAAAGAUAACAUAAUAAAUUUGAAAUCAUAUUUGAAUUUGUUCUAUAUACUAGAUCACGAUUUAAAUAAUUUGAAUGAGCAAAGGUAUGGAUUUUUAAAUAUUAAUAUAAUAAAAAAUUUCCUUAUAUCUAUAUCUUAUAAUAUUGAAAAGAGUUUAUAUUAUGAAAGAAAUAUGUCUGUUUUAAGUAAAAUAAUUUUUGUCUAUUCUUUUUUUUUGGAUAAAAAUUAUAAAUUAUUUGAAUUGUUAAUUGGAAGGAUAUUCAAAAGUUUGAAAAUAAAAAAGGAGAAAAAUACAAAUCCGAAUAAUCUUUUUAUUAUUCGCAUCAGGAUCGAAAACAUAUCUUUAAUAGCGUUGUCUUUUGAAAAGUUGAAAUUAUAUUCCGCAAAAUUUACUUUUUUGCAUUCUUAUAUAAUUUUGAGAAAAGUAAAUAGAUUAAUAAAAUGUGCUGAAAAGGUAUUAUUAAAUAAAAAAAAAAAAAUAUUAAAAAAAAAAAAUUUAAAGCAUAUAAAUUUAUUUCCUAUGUAUUCCCGUAAUAAAUUGGAUAUAAAGUUGCCACUAAUAAAUUUAAAGGAUAUUUUUAUUUAUUUAUAUAUUAUGAAUAAAAAUAAUAUAAAAAAUAACCGUUUUAUAAUAUCCAUCUUAAAAUAUGCACAAAUAUUUUUCAAAGCAGAUUUUGAAAAUGACAAAAAAGGUUAUAUAUAUUCAUAUUCUCAAAAUGCUGCUCGAAAAAAAAAUCAAAUUAACAAUAAAACAGGGUAUUUGAAUAUUCAUGACAAUUCAUUAAAAUGUUUUAGAGAUUCUUUAAACUUAUCAAAUGUGAGAAAUAUUGGUAAAAAAUGGAAAACUGCAAAUGCUUAUGAUAAUGAAAAAGUGAGUAUAUUUAACAGUUAUAAGUGUAUAGUAUUGAAAAAAAAUAAAAAUAAAAAAAUAAAUAAAAUGCUAGCUUUAUAUUCACUAUAUAUAGCUAACAAAAAUGAACAAAAAAAGUUAAAAAAAUGCCACGAUAAUAAUAAUAAUGAUAUAUUUCCAGGAAAAAUAAAUAAUAGUAAUUUUAUUAUUGAACAGGUAGAUAAUGAAAAAAAAAAUAUGGAAAAAAUAAAAUUGUCUAAAAUUAACGAAGAUAUUACGAUAAAAAAUGAUCAAGAUGACAUAUUUCCAUUUUUCAUAACUAACAAAAAAAUUUUGAAUUGUUAUUUGAUAGAUUUAAUAGAUAUGUGUAUUUUUUUAAAUUAUUUAAUUAAUUAUGAUUAUAUAUUUUUGAAAAAGUUUGAAACAUUUAAUUGUUUAACAAAAUUAUAUAUAGAUUUAUUAAGAAAAACAAAUUUGAAGGAAAUUCAUUUUUUUUAUUUGUUCAGAAUAUUUGAAAUAAAUAGGAAAUUAAAUAUAUACAAUAAUUUUUUAACCAAAUUAUUAUAUUCAUCUAUUUAUUUUAAAUGUAAAAAAAUAAUUGAUAUUAACACAAAUAAAUUUAGUUAUAAAAUAAGUUAUGUGAAUAGUUUGAGCAAUACAAAUGUUUUUUUUGGCAAUUUAUAUGAGCAACAUACAUGUAAUUAUUUGGCUAAGACAUAUAUAGAAUUGUUAAAAAGCAAAAAUAUAGAUAUAAAAUUAUUUAAUUCUAUUAAUAAAUGUUUGUCUAUUUUUUUGGAAAACAGGGAAAAUUUCCCAAUUAAUUAUUUGACGCUUUAUAAAUAUUUAAAAUUAUUAUAUAUACUAUAUGAAAAUAAUAUUUGUUCGAAAAACAUAAAUAGAAAAAAACAAAAUGACGAUCAAACUAGGAAAGGUAAUAAUGAAAAUGUAACAUUGGAAAUAAAAGAUAAUAUCUUUAAAUAUUAUGAAAGUUAUAUAUUUUUUGUGAUUAAAAAUUUAGAGAAUAUAAACUGGGAUACAUUAAAUAAUGAGUAUGUAUUAAAAUUUUUUAAAUAUAUAAAUAAUUUAACAAAAAAAAAAAAAAAAAAAAUAUAUGAUUUAAAAAUUUGUGAAAAAGAUUGGAAAAAGAUUGAGCAAGUAAACAAAAAAUUAUGUAUCACAAUAAAUAAAAGAAUAUGUAAUUUAAAUUUGUUAGAAAUAAUAAAAUUGUAUUUAUAUAGUAAUUAUAAUUUUCGAAAAAAUAUAUUUUAUUCAAAUAAUUUAUUUAAAAAUAUAUUACAAUAUAGUAAUAUUAUUAAUGAAAAAAUUCAAGACGAAUGUAUUUUUAUCUCAAUUUUUAAAAUAACAAUCCAUGAAAUUUGCCUAAAUUUUCAAAAAGAAUAUAAAAAUAAAAACACACUUGUAGAAAAUAUAAAAAAAUAUGGAAUGAUAAAAUCAAUUAAUAGAAAAUAUUUGAAAAAAAUAAAAAACAAUGAGUAUUCAGAAAAAUAUGGAUAUUGGACACUUGUUUUGGAUUUGUUAACUUUGAUCAAAAAACACAUUAAAAAUAAUAUUAAUCAAAUAAAAAAAAAACAUAUUUAUUUAAUAUUAAUGCAAUUAUUUUUUUGUUUAAGCGUUAUUUUUAAACGAAAUAUAUGGGUGUGUACAAAUUGGAGAAAAAUAAAUUUGGCUACGAAAAAUAAAGGAGAAAUAUUUCGAUCAAAUAAUAUAAAAAUAGAUUAUAAAAUAGUGGAAAAUUUAUUUGAAAUGAUAAAUAUAAUUUUAAAAAAAGGAUGGGUUUGUAACAAUGAUGAUAAAAACUUUCUUAUAUAUAUAUAUCUCUUAUAUUUUAAUAGAAUAAUAAUAAAAAAUAAAGAAAUAAAAAUUAAAUUUUUAAAAAAAAAACAAGGAAAACAAUUUUUACAAACAACACAAAAUUAUAUAGAUGAAUUGAAUAAAAUAUUAAAUAACCCUUUAGCUAAUUCAAGUAUAGCAUAUACAAAUGCAUUAUUAUUAUUUUUUUUAUUUAAAUAUAAUAUUUUUUUAAUAAAUUAUAAAAGUAGAAAAAGUAAAAAUAAAAUGUGUUUUUCUAUUAACAAUCCAAUAUUAUAUCGUAAUUUACUAAAUUGUAAAAACGAUCAUAAGUUAUUUCAAAUCUUAUUUUUUACAAUAGUUUAUAAUUAUACUAUUUUAAACAACUAUAACUUAACUUUUCUUUAUACACCUUGGAAUUAUUUAUACAGCCAUUCCACUGAAGAAGCUCAACAGCAUUCUACAUUUGCUUUAGAAAAAUAUUCAGAAAAUAAUUUUUACGAAAUAAUUCCAAACAACAAAUCUACAUUAUAUUAUAAUGUAGAUGAUUGGAAUAACUUAGCAAGCAUUUUACAAAAACAUUGUAAUACAAGUUCAACAAAUAUUUUAUAUCUUUUUAUUUGUCGUAAAAAAGAAAUUGAAUAUUCUCUUAAAUUAGCAUUACUGCGUACAUCCCAUUUGACUUUUCCAUUUUGUAAAUGA
Messenger RNA from Plasmodium berghei ANKA, 4161 nucleotides. RefSeq names its product conserved Plasmodium protein, unknown function. The coding region runs from base 1 to 4161 and encodes 1386 amino acids. The record is from RefSeq and is a predicted model, not a curated record. NCBI's taxonomy places the organism in Eukaryota, Apicomplexa, Aconoidasida, Haemosporida, Plasmodiidae. The transcript has a single exon.